AGGAAAUUAAGAAUAGGAUUAAGAGAUAAUAAUAGAGAUGAAUGAGUUUCUCACGCGUAUUGACCGAACCUUUAUCUAUUAACUGACCGCUGUUUUUUCUUAUUUAUUAUUCUCACUUUCACGCCAAUUAACUUUUGGGCGGUGAGCGAGCGAGCGAGCGAACGAACAAACGGUCGUUACGUUCUCCACCGUCGCAUUCUUCUUCUUCUUCCUUGCGCCUCUUUGCUUUUCCUGGAAAAAUUAACACACGAAGCUAUCGUUUUUGUUAACGGAACCAAACGGGACGUGACUCUAGGCUUCAAGUGCGCAGAAGAAGGUUGUUGCAGAAGCCAUGGUUCUUGACACCAUUCUGUCUUCUUCUUCUCCUCGUUUAAAGUCUCCAUCUUUCCGUAGACCUAAGGAUGGACUUGGUAGUUGGUCAACACUUUUCCAGAGGCACCGCUACCUCUUAUCUGCUCUCGUGCUCCUUACUAUUCUAUGUACUGUUUAUCUUUACUUCGCCAUCACUAUAGGAAGUGGCUCCUGUUCUGGGUUGAGUGGAGCACAGAAAGCUUCAUGCCAUAUGGAGCUUGUCAAGGAUUCUAUUUCCAAUGGCAAACUGAAAUUUCUUUAAUAUUUCAACUAUUAUUAUCGGAGUUUUUGUUGCUAUAAUCUCUCCACCCCAGUAUAGGUGUGACAUGAAGUUCAAAUAUAGUCUUCUGUUACAAUAUCUGUGAUUUGUUAGUGUGUAAGAUACAGGCAACAAGCCAUUUCUUAGGCACAUUAUGUUAAGGUUGAUGACUGGUUACUAUUGUAAAAGUUUGAAUUUACCUAUUGUUUAUGCUAGUCUGAAACCUCUUUUUGAA
Messenger RNA from Lathyrus oleraceus (garden pea), 845 nucleotides. RefSeq lists its product as uncharacterized. NCBI's taxonomy places the organism in Eukaryota, Viridiplantae, Streptophyta, Magnoliopsida, Fabales, Fabaceae. The transcript is spliced from 2 exons. Bases 332 to 613 code for a protein of 93 amino acids. The record is from RefSeq and is a predicted model, not a curated record.